UGCAAGAUCGUCAUUCUCAUUCUAAGACAUCACAGUUCAUUUUUCCCUCAGUCAUGUCGGCGGAGAAAAUCCGAGACUUCGAUGAGAGCACGGCUUUUUUGGGAGACUAUGGCCUCUUUCAAGUUCUGAUCAUAGUUCUGCUCAGUUUAAGUGCCGUUCCGUGCGGGUACAUGGGGUUGAUCGUCGUUUUCGUCUCGGAUACGCCCGAGCACCACUGCAAAGUGUCGGUCAACUCCACGCGCAACGGCACAGAUGUUGAGAGCACGAGCAGCUGGAUCGGACCUGACAGCUGUUCACGGUACAAGUUGACCGACAACGGGACAGAGUCAGCGAUCAGCAGUGAGCGAUGUGUGGACGGAUGGGUGUUUAGCACGGAGAGAUACAGCGCUACUAUUGUGUCUGAGUGGGAUCUGGUGUGUGAAAAUGCAUGGAAGGUCCCAUUUUCCACCUCCCUAUUCUUUGUAGGUGUCCUGAUUGGAUCCUUUAUAAGUGGUCAUCUAUCAGACAGGUUUGGCAGAAAGCCGGUGUUUUUUUUCACCAUGGUCUUACAAACCGUCACAGCGUUGAUCCAGGCCACCUCCGUUAGCUGGGUGAUGUUUUGUGUCCUCAACUGUUUGAGAGGACUCAGCCAGAUAUCCAAUUAUGUCACAUCACUUGUACUGGGCUGUGAGAUGCUUGGCCAGUCUGCCCGGGUCCGCUUCACUCUGCUGGGUCACAGUGUAGGAUUUGGCCUCGGGUAUGCCUUGUUGCCGCUUGUUGCCUACUUCAUACGAGGCUGGAGGAUGCUGCUGGUUGCUAGUGCCAUCCCCAGCUUCUUAUUUCUUCCAUCAUGGUGGGUGAUUCCUGAGUCUCCACGCUGGCUUUUGCAGAAAGGUCGGUUAGAGGAGGCUGAGCGUGUCAUACGUAAUGCAGCCAAAAGGAACAGAGUCCCCGCCCCUGAGAUCAUAUUCAGAGCCGGGGACUGCUUGGAGUCGAUGCAAAACAAUGGUGAAGAGGUGCACACAUACACUUAUGUGGACCUGAUACGCACCCCUAACAUGAGGAAUAUUACAAUUCUAGGAAAUCUCAUUUGGCUCUCUGUCUCCAUGGUCUUCUAUGGUCUCUCUCUCAAUACAAGCAACCUGCAUGGAAAUGUCUACCUCAACUGCUUCCUCUCAGCAGUCAUUGACAUCGGGGCGUACGUAGCCAUGUGGGUGCUGCUGAAACGUGUGCCUCGACCCACCCUCCUCUUCAUUGCUCUGAUGUUCUGUGGCAUCCUGCUUCUGCUCCUCCAGCUGGUUCCUGAAGACAUGCCUGUCAUGUUCCAGGUGUUGGCCUUGGUGGGAAAGAUGGGCGUGUCUGGUGCGUACAGCUUCAUUUAUGUGAUUUUCACUGAACUGAUCCCAACCGUGGUCAGGAACAUGGGCUUAGGGAUGGUAUCCACAGCGGCACGCAUAGGCACCGUCAUUUGUCCUUUUGUGGUAUAUGUGGGUGUCUACAGCAAGAUCUUGCCAUACAUUAUUUUUGGCACAAUUAGCAUCAUGGCUGCUGCUGUUAGCAUGUUGCUACCAGACACCAGAAACAACAAACUUCCAGAUCUUAUCAGCCAGGCCAAACCCAUCAGAAACUUCAGCUGUCCAUAGAAAACAGCCUCAGCCCAGUCAGACACAACCAAGGGCUGUCAAUAGAUGAACAAGAGCGCCCUCUGCUGAAAGAAAAGUCCAUGGCAAGAGACGAGCAAUCACUCAAUCACCCAUCACAAAUGUUAGAGAGAAUUUUUAUUUGAACAGCAUGGAAAGCAUGGAACAGAUGAAACAUUGUUUUCUUUAAUGUCAUCAUAAAAAAUAUUAACAAAAAAUUCAUACAAAAAAUAGGUACCUAGAUUUUACAACUUGGCUAUGGUUUCUUGUUGAAAAACUAAAAUUGUUAAGUGUUUCUCUGAACUUGCUUGAAUGAAAAUAAA
Messenger RNA from Labrus mixtus (cuckoo wrasse), 1942 nucleotides. Its product is annotated as organic cation/carnitine transporter 2-like. The record is from RefSeq and is a predicted model, not a curated record. The transcript has 10 exons. Gene Ontology annotation, biological process: transmembrane transport. Lineage: Eukaryota; Metazoa; Chordata; Actinopteri; Labriformes; Labridae. Gene Ontology annotation, cellular component: membrane. The coding region runs from base 54 to 1622 and encodes 522 amino acids. Gene Ontology annotation, molecular function: transmembrane transporter activity.